CUUCAAAGUUCAGUGACAGACGACAGUCGUCGGAGGCGCACGCGUGAAAACAUAACCAUGGCACAAGAUAACCUCGCCGCUGUUUUGUACAAAACAAAAGAUUUACGAUUGGAACAAACACCAAUUCCAACAAUAGCAGAUGAUGAGGUACUCUUGCGCAUGGACUGCGUUGGCAUAUGUGGCUCAGACGUGCACUACUGGCAGAGUGGGUCGUGCGGACACUUCGUGCUCCGGGAGCCUAUGAUCAUGGGCCACGAGGCUUCGGGAGUCGUCGCCAAGCUUGGCGCCAAGGUGACUAGCCUGAAAGUCGGCGACCGUGUGGCCAUCGAGCCCGGCGUGCCGUGCCGCUACUGCGAGUUCUGCAAGACGGGCCGCUACCACCUGUGCCCCGACAUCCAGUUCUGCGCCACGCCACCCGUGCACGGCAACCUCGUGCGGUACUACAAGCACGCCGCCGACUUCUGUUACAAAUUGCCAGACCAUGUGUCAAUGGAGGAAGGUGCUCUACUGGAGCCUCUAUCAGUAGGCAUACACGCGUGUCGGCGUGGCGGAGUGACUGGUGGAGACGUGGUGCUGGUGCUUGGCGCGGGGCCCAUUGGCCUGGUCACAAUGUUGGCCGCCAAGGCCAUGGGGGCUAGCAAAGUUCUCAUCACAGAUAUCCUUCAGAGCAGAUUAGACGUAGCCAAGGAGUUGGGCGCAGAUUAUACUCUCCUGGUAUCUCGAGAUUCUCAAGAAACGGAGCUAGUUAGAAAGGUCCACGAGCUUCUCGAAGGUCAUCCGGACAUUUCCUUCGAUGCUAGCGGAGCGCAGUCAACAGUACGGCUUGCUUUAUUGGCGACAAAGUCCGGCGGCGUGGCGGUUCUGGUGGGCAUGGGCGGGCCCGAGCUGACGGUUCCGCUGGCGGGCGCGGUGGCGAGGGAGGUGGAUAUUCGCGGCAUCUUCCGAUACGUCAACGAGUACCCCAUCGCGCUGGCCAUGGUGGCGAGCGGCAAGAUCAACGUGCGGCCGCUGGUGACGCACCACUUCGGCCUGGAGCAGAGCCUGGAGGCCUACGAGGUGGCGCGGCGCGGGCUCGGCAUCAAGGUCAUGAUCCACGUGCAACCCAGGGACGCCAACAACACGCACAAGUUCACAAACUGUUGACCCUAUAAAUAAGUCUCAUUAGGCGCUUCGCAAACGUAGCAACUAACAACGUAAUUUAAGUUUCCUUGUGAAACCUGUGUUUACAGCUCAAAGGAACUCCCAAAUCCUCCAGCAAAAGUGCCAGGGUUGCUGUACUCAGCUCACCAAACACCCACCAAUUCCUCUAACCUUUUUUGUUUCUAAAACUAGGGGUUGAGUUUGCAAGGACAAAUGGAAGCGAAAAUGUAUUUACCUACCACUUGCCUUGACUUGAAUAAAGUCUCCGUUGGGGCAGGGAUAAGAGCUCUAUGAGAAAUUCAUCAUUGCCUCAACUUUAUUAAAGUCACAAUACAAUUUUCGAAUAUUAACUUAAUUUAAUACUAAAACGAUUGGACACGCUAUAUGAUAUGAUGUUUACAGCACGUUUAGCUCGUUUCGCUCGUGCGUAGAGGGUACAUUGCCGAGGAUCUGUUUGGUGUUGAGUAUACGGAUUGAAGAAAUUAUAAAUUACACCAUAAAGAUUCUCCUGCUGUUCGCGGAUAUAGCAAAUUGAGCUUAAUUUUAAUAAUAUAUUAUGGAUUUCCGCAAAGUAACGCCUUCUUCUAUCCAAUAAUAAAAAAGGUAAAAUUUCGCGGUUGCUGCUAGUAACUUAAACUAUGAGGUAGAGAGAUACCACGAUGCAUUGCGGUCUGCGGUUCUCGACAGCAGAAAUCUGAGCAGCAAUUUAAGAUAACUUCGUACCCACUGAUGAAAAUGUAUAUAAUUAUAAUAAAUAAAUUGGUAAGUUAGUUAAGAAACUGGAAUGCAACAGAAAAAUAAAUUAAAGUUGAUACUCAGAGUUUCUGUGUCUGCACACAAUUUUGAAGUUAGGAAGGUAUGUUAAAAUCGUCAUCGAGAGCAUCUUCCCAGUUAACUCUUACAAAAUUGCUACGUCUGUACAUCGCCUAAUGGCCCCAGUUCCAUCGCUGGCUAGAGUUGGCAAUUAGUGAUAAGCAAGUGUGUAGAUAAACAGUUCCGAAAGAUUUAACACUAUAAUAUAAGCGUAAUUUAUUAAUUUUAUCACUGGGCUAUAAUGGGCUAUAGGCGAGUAGUUUCGAUUGUUUUAUCACUAGGCUUUAAUGUAGUUCCGAUCCUUUUAUCACUGGGAUAUAAGCGAGUGUGCAAGUGAGGCGGACGAGAUUAUCUUUAAGCCACUGCGACAAACUUGUGGAGAAACAUGUAUUUUCCACAGUGUCCACGUUGAGCGUCCAGCCAUAAACUACUCCUA
Messenger RNA from Pararge aegeria (speckled wood butterfly), 2389 nucleotides. RefSeq names its product sorbitol dehydrogenase-like. Gene Ontology annotation, biological process: D-sorbitol catabolic process. The transcript has 8 exons. Gene Ontology annotation, molecular function: zinc ion binding; L-iditol 2-dehydrogenase (NAD+) activity. The coding region runs from base 58 to 1143 and encodes 361 amino acids. The record is from RefSeq and is a predicted model, not a curated record. Lineage: Eukaryota; Metazoa; Arthropoda; Insecta; Lepidoptera; Nymphalidae.